AUGAAUCAAUCACAACAUCAACAAAACAACCAACAAAUACAACAACAAUGCAUAUUGCAAUACAAUCAAAGAUUAUUUCAACUAUUUCAAUCGAUCUUUAUUAAAAAUCGAUAUGUAUCUAGUUUGGUGUAUCAUCAUGUUAGACAAUUAAAUCAAAUUAGGAUGCAACAGUUGCUUUCGUUGAAAUAUAGUAUCACACGAGAUGAACUAGAAUCGAUUGAUAGCAUGUGCAAAGAUGACCCUCUUUUAGCCAUCGAGUUCAUUAGAUCACUAAGCAUACAUUAUAACAAUACAACUAUCGAGGAUUGUGAUCUCUUUAAGAUUGAACCUGGUGAUUACCAAUUUAAAAGUUAUAGCUAUGGGUAUCGCGAUGUUAACUGGGUACCUCAUUUACGACUAGACAAAGAAACACUCGAACUAGCAGCAAGAAAGAGACUACUUUACAAUGACAUCAUAAGGCAUAGACACGUAUUGUUUCUAUUUCAAGAGGAUAGUUUCCCUCCAGCCUAUGUCCCUAUCUUUUUCCAAGACCCCAGACUCAGCUACCUAUAUAUUUUAGAGUUGGUCCAACUCUUGAAAUAUUAUCCAGAAACCUUUAGCAAACUUGCCGAUCGUGGUGCAAUUAUCUCACAAAAAAUCGUUGUGCAUCUUGAUUACUCGACAAGUUGGAGAGCAUUACAUCAAUACAUUCAGUCGAUGGAUUGCCCCAAGAAACGAUUGGAAAUUAUCGAUCAAUAUCUUGCUCUACAUUUUGGUCAACAACAACAACAACAGCAAUGUAAAAGCGACAAUUUCGAUAUUAUAAAGACAAAGAUAAAACAAUGCAAAUCACAUAUGCCACCACUCACAACAAAUAUUGUGUCAACUAAAAGAAAGAAAAAACAAUUACACGAUAUUGGUAUACUCUAUUUGGAUUUGUUUGGGCAUCUAUUGGAUAAAAAACAAUACAAAGUGUUGGAUUUGGUCAUCAUCCAAGAUCCAAAUGCUUUAAUUGCCAUUCAACACUCUAUCGAAACAAGAUAUUCAAAAAAAAUGAUAUCUACUCAAACUUCAUUUAAUAUAUUAGAGUAUUAUAAAAAUGUUUUAACUCUUGACUUUAAUAGUCGAAAUAAUAAUCAAAAUCAACAACAACAACAACAAAAAGACAAGAUGGAACAAAUAUUUGGAAUACCACAAAUAACCAAAAAUACAAUUAAUAAUAUAUCUUUACAUUUUGAUCAAUUCUAA
Molecule: messenger RNA, 1227 nt
Organism: Cavenderia fasciculata
Lineage: Eukaryota; Evosea; Eumycetozoa; Acytosteliales; Cavenderiaceae
Exons: 2
Coding region: 1-1227 (408 amino acids)
Source: RefSeq, a predicted model, not a curated record